CGACUGCAGUGCGUGCAGGGCUACAGGUGGGGGGGUAAAUUCGCCCCCUUCAUCUCAUUUCAUCUCAGUGCCGAGUGGACGGCCGAGGGAAACGCACGCGUCCGCGCGUCCCGCCGUCGCAAAACCACGCGCAAACCGUCAACAGUUCGCGUUCUAGUGUCAUUUUCAAAAUUUCGAAUUCGAUUCGCCAUUUUAUUUGUAACGGUUUCUGUCUGUGAUUGUUAUAGUGUUGUGAAAUAGUUUCCAAUGUUUAUUACUGUGAGCAUUUAACAGGAAUGGAUGGAGAGAAUCGUAUCAUUUUGAACGUUGGCGGUAUAAGAUACGAGACGUACAAGGCGACGCUGAAGAAGAUCCCGGCGACCAGGCUCUCCCGGCUGACGGAGGCGCUCGCCAACUACGACCCCGUCCUCAACGAGUACUUCUUCGAUAGGCAUCCUGGAGUCUUCGCCCAGAUCCUCAACUACUACAGAACUGGCAAACUGCACUACCCAACAAAUGUGUGUGGUCCACUAUUUGAGGAAGAGCUGGAGUUCUGGGGGCUGGACUCCAACCAGGUGGAACCCUGCUGCUGGUCCACCUACAGCAUACACAGGGACACACAGAAUACCUUGGCUAUCCUCGACAAAUUGGACAUUGACAGCGAGAAGCCUUCUGAAGAGGAGAUCGCGAGGCUCUUCGGCUAUGAAGAGGCAUACCUAUCAGGAGAGUUGGGCAUCUGGCAGAGAGUCAAGCCAAAAGUAUGGGCGUUGUUUGACGAGCCAUCCAGUUCACCAGCUGCCAAGAUGGACAAGAAAUAUAAGGUGAUAUCAGCAAUAUCGGUCUUCUUCAUCUGCAUAUCUGUCCUGUCGUUCUGCCUGAAGACCCAUCCUGACCUUCGGGUCUUCAACCACGACAGCAUACUGAGAGAGAACGGGUCUGAGUCCCUGGAGAUGUUGUGGCAUGACAAUGGGAAGCCACAUGCAGCAUUCUUUUAUAUUGAGCUAGUGUGCAACGUGUGGUUCACUAUUGAACUACUUGUGAGGUUUUUGGUGGCGCCAAAUUUAAUAGAAUUCGUGAAGUCACCAGUAAAUAUAAUAGAUUUUAUAGCAACGCUAAGUUUUUACAUGGACGUGGUGGUGGAACUGACGGUGGUGAGGCAGUAUGUCGAUAAAGCCGACAUCCUGGAGUUUAUCUCCAUCAUCAAGAUCCUCAGGCUGUUCAAGCUGACGAGGCACAGUCCUGGCCUGAAGAUCCUGGUGCAUACCUUCAAGGCUUCAGCCAAAGAACUGACUUUACUGGUCUUUUUCUUGGUGCUUGGCAUCGUGAUAUUUGCGAGCUUAGUCUACUAUGCUGAGAAGUCUCAGGAUAACCCUGACAAUCAGUUCAAGUCCAUCCCCUUGGGGCUAUGGUGGGCUAUCGUGACGAUGACCACCGUAGGCUAUGGGGACAUGGCUCCCAAGACUUACCUGGGCAUGUUCGUGGGAGCUCUCUGCGCGUUGGCUGGUGUGCUGACCAUCGCUCUGCCCGUGCCUGUCAUAGUGUCCAACUUCUCUAUGUUUUAUUCACAUACUCAGGCUCGGUCGAAACUACCAAAGAAACGGCGCAGAGUGCUACCAGUCGAGCAGCCGAGAAGAAAACGCGACGUCAGCGCCUCCAACCGUCGUGUUAAUGCCGUAAAACAUCCUGUAGUACUGAAGGACUUGCCUCCAGGAGGCAAUAAGUUUGGUGUUAACGGCAUGAACAUGAUCAGCUUGGCACUUCAGGGUCCAACCACGAACCUUCUCCGACCACCAACCACAGCAGCAAUGCCUCUUCAAGCAAGAGCGCCAAUUGUGGAGAGUCCAGUUAUCAACACGCAGUCUGGAGCGAUCUCGCUAGCGUCUCUGCAACCGCCUCUAAUGACCGCCCCGCCCCUGCAACCAAGACCUGCAACCACCGGCUCCUUAGACCUCAUGCUGCCAUUACAACCCAAGUUACUACCAGGAUUCAACCUACAGUCCUCAUUCCUCUCAAACACCCUUUCCACAGUUCGACCACCAGACAUUGACAAGAAAGAUGAUUUUUAUAAACCAAGGAUUGAAGUUAUUGUAGAGAAAAGAGAAAUCGAAGACAGUGACACUGUCGUCGAUGAUUCAAAUAAAAUAGACCAAAUAAAUGGCUACAGUGAAUGUAGCAAUCAUAAUAUAUCUGAUGUAGUUGAUAAUGAUAAUGUGAUGAAAGAUGAAAUUAAUUCUAAUUUAAUAGACACUAAUAGUACUGUGACUUCGAAUGAUAAUGAUGAUAGUCCAAAUAACAAUUCUUACUAAAAUUAAAUGUUAAUUGUAAAUGUUUCUAGCUGUGAAACCCCAAUAGAUAACGAUGUCUCCCAUUAGAUUUUAUGGAAUCUGUAAAAUAAUGAAAAUCUCUUUUCUUAGAUUUUUCUAGUCAAAAUAUUUGUGUCAAAUCAAAAUAUUUAGGGUAAGGUCACUUUAUAUAAUGAUAUCCUUUUCAUUUGUUGUUUGUAUUGGAAUGUGAAGGUGCUAUGUGGAUGAAAAUUGUUAAAAUUAGAAAGACGAUCUUAACUAGUGAAUGUUUUUAAAACGAGCGUCACUUUAAAACAGUUUGGACUCAAUCUUUUUGUAAUUUGAAUGUGCCAAGAUUACUUUAGCAAUUAUUAUCUACCACGAAUUUAAUGGGAAGUAGUGUUGUGUUUGAAGAUUACAAUAGUAAAUAUAAAUUAUUGAUCAUGAGUAAUUUUUUUUUCAUACAAUAAUAUUAUCUACGAAUGAGUUUGUUAUGAAAGAGCUACCGUACCUCUUUCACUGUCUCACUGUCUCUGUGAUUGCGAAUGCGACGCAUCAACCACGUUAUGCAGAGUAGAGGCAAUGUUUAUUUAACUUCUUUAUUAUGUUCUCAAAUUGAAUUAACUAGUUCAGGGUACGAAAUUUUUUCUCUAUUGAAAUCUGCAAACAUAGCACUGCCUCCCAUUAAAGCCGUGGCAGAUAAUUUAAGAACACCUUAUAUUGUCCUUUCAGCACCCUGCCAAAUCCAUUAAUAUAUUGUUUUUAUUUUCAUCCAUAGAGCAUAGUACAAUACAUUGUAAACAAAAUGUCAGUUUCGCUAUGAGCGAUUGUGUAAACGACCAAAACUAGUGGUUUUAGCUCGAGUAUGAAAUAUUUUGUAUAUUUUGUAAAUGGAAGACACGACGGUGAUUGAAUAUUGUACAUAGACUUCAAAGAUUCUUCCCUAAAAUAUUUACAGAAAAUAAAAUAAAAUGUAUGUCCGUUUUAAAUGUAUUUUGCAUCCGUUGAUAAUAUUCAUAAAUUUUCUAUGUAAUAUUCAAUAUAAUUCUGUAUUGAUUCAAUAAAAUAGGGAUGAUGACGGGGUAUGAAAAUUAAAAAUCAAUUUCGUCCGUCAGUUGGGUUAUGAAAAAAUAUUGGACACCUAUUUCUUUAUUUUAUCAUAUAAUAACAAUACUUAGAUAAAAUGAAUGAAGGUUUAGGAGUGGUAGCUACGUCAUUUCUAAGUAUAAAAUGUACCUCGAAGUCACAUCCCAUGCGAUAUUUCAAAUCGAUGUAUCUUCGAAAGUUUCUAUAAGAAAAUAAAAAAUACGUGUCUAAUAUUUUACAAUACUACAAGACAGACAUUAAAUAAUUAGUCAUCUACCCUAUUCUGAUUUGUAUCGUGAAUAUGUCAAAUAAAAUAUGAAAUGUUCAUUUAAUUUUGUGAAUACCUAAUUGAUACAUUUAAUGCAAAUUCUAAUCUUACUGGCAAAUGUACGUUUUUUUUUUUGUUUUCCUAUUAUUACAACAUUCUAAAGUGUAUGAAAACUAUUGAAUUAAAACUUAACUGAAAAAAUAUUUGUAUUGUAUAAAACUUACAUUCUAUUGUUUUUGAUUAAUUAUUUUGACCAUACAAAUUCAAUUUUCCAUGAAAAAUAAUAUCUUCCAAUUUAUCUUUUUGUAAAGAAAAAAAAGCCAAAAGAUGCCAAAUAACCUUUUAAAUCUCAGUUGUGCCAAAUAUAACAAAUUGUAGAUACUUAGGUGUAACUUAGUGUGUACUUAAUGAUGGCUGUUUGAAGUUAUACUAAGAUGUGAUUAGGAAUGUAAAAUAAACGAUAAUUAUGAUGUAUAUUCCUGAUUAGUUGUCGAUAAGGUUCAUUUUUAUUGUGAGCUGGUACGUAAAUUGAUUCGGUUAUUGUUUUUCUUGUUUUCAAAGUGUUAAAAUUAGAUGGUACAUUUUUAAAAUUACUAUCGAUUUAGAAAAAGAAAUAUUUCAAAAACCAUGUAUGCUUUAUUGUCUUUUUUUUGAGUUAAAAAAUAAUAAAUUCCCCACACUAAGUGUUUAAGCCUGGUUACAGUGAGGAUUAAGCUGGCGAUUGAUUUAAAUAAAUGUACUUGAUGGUGGUUACCGAACCCUAUAAUUCUAUAUUAAUAAAUUAACUUAAUAUGGAUAUACACCGCAAUUCGGAAAACGGUUUCAAAUAAAAAGCGAAAGCGAAGCUAUUGGUGAAAGUUAGAACAUUUUUUCUCAGAAUCGUAGGUAUUAAUUGUUACGCGGUUAGACGAUUUAGAUUAGAUCAGUAGAAUUUCUCCUCUACCUUGAGUUAUUACUUCAUUUCUGUUACACACUCAUGGCCUAAGUUAACUAAGUCAUAUGUUAUAGUAUACAAUUAUAAUGUUAUAGUAUUAAUUUAAACAUCGUUACAAUUAUGUGCCAGCUUACAGUAAAAACAUUUUUGUAUAAAAUUCCCUUAACAUUGUUAGUUAUAUACCAAAUAUUGUUUAGAACUAGAAUAUUUUUCUAAUGUUAUUGUUUUUUAAAAUUAAUUAUUUAUUUGUUUAUGAUCAGUUUCAUUUUGGCAUUUUAUGUGAAUUUUAAAAUGUAAAACGUUAAUAUCGAUUUUUAAAAUUUGAAAUUGUGAUAUUUCUUAAAAGAAAUUCUGAUAAAAAUGUAAUUAAAUUAUAUUAUUAUCAUUUAUGAAUGUCAAUUAUUUUUUUUAAUUUAUGACAAUACCUUUCAUAUAUGUACUUAAGUAUGUUUUUCAUAAUUUAUGCUUCCAUUUUCAUAACAACUAAAAAUAGCCAAAUAAAAUAAAAAUAUGUCCAUAAUUUUAUUAUAACUUUUGCGAGACAUACUUAAUUAAUUCGACGAUCUUUGACGAGGAACUCGUCAAACCGUUACGUGAGUAAGCCGAUAACAUAAUAAUUAAAACUAUGUCCAAUUCACAUUUUGUGUAGUUUACAAUCAAACAGGAUAGCAGAUUAAAAAAAUAAGCAAACAAAUCUUCAUGCUUCAUGCAUUAUAAACUUCAUGUCUAUAGUUAGUCAAAAUUACUUUCAAUCGAACAUUUUAAUAUGAAACAUAUUAUAUUAUCAUGAAAAAACAUUAAACAUUAUCUAGUGUUUAUAAUUUAAAAUUAUUUGGCCAAACUCAAACUGAUCAAUAUUGUUUUCUGUGCCCCUAUAUUUUGUUGUUUAAAUAAAAUGAAAUACAAAA
Spodoptera frugiperda (fall armyworm) is the source of this 5457-nucleotide messenger RNA. Its product is annotated as potassium voltage-gated channel protein Shaw. Gene Ontology annotation, molecular function: delayed rectifier potassium channel activity; protein binding. The record is from RefSeq and is a predicted model, not a curated record. Lineage: Eukaryota; Metazoa; Arthropoda; Insecta; Lepidoptera; Noctuidae. Gene Ontology annotation, biological process: protein homooligomerization; potassium ion transmembrane transport. Gene Ontology annotation, cellular component: dendrite membrane; neuronal cell body membrane; voltage-gated potassium channel complex. The transcript is spliced from 11 exons. Bases 276 to 2285 code for a protein of 669 amino acids.